This is a messenger RNA of Carya illinoinensis, 576 nucleotides long. RefSeq names its product RING-H2 finger protein ATL33-like. The coding region runs from base 1 to 576 and encodes 191 amino acids. The transcript is spliced from 2 exons. Gene Ontology annotation, biological process: protein ubiquitination. The record is from RefSeq and is a predicted model, not a curated record. Lineage: Eukaryota; Viridiplantae; Streptophyta; Magnoliopsida; Fagales; Juglandaceae.
AUGGCCUUCUCCAGUCGAAGGGAUUUGAGGGAUGAAGUCGGCGCCAGAGUGGGCAAUGAAGCCCAACACAUUUUUAUCGAAUCCCCAUCGGCCACUGCAUCAUCUUGCAGGCCGCAAAACUCAUCUCUUUCUUCGAGGUCCUCGGUAUGGGUAAAAGGGAUUCGAGGGACAAAGUCGGCGCCGGAGUGGGCUAUGAAGCCUGACGCAUUUUUAUCGAAUCCCCCCAAGGCCCCAACCCCACGGAGCUUCUUCGGGAGACUCUCCAGCGACAACGAUGGGAAUAUCAGCAGCAGAGAGGUGGUUUCGGAUGUGAAGUUUGAGAAGGAAACCCAUGUCAAAGACAUUGAAGGUGAGUGUCCAGUGUGUUUGUCGGUCUUUGCCGAUGGCAAAGAAGUGAAGCAGCUAAGUGUCUGCAAACACUCUUUCCAUGCUCCUUGCAUUGAUUUGUGGCUCAGUUCUCAUUCUAAUUGUCCAGUUUGUCGUGCUUCUAUCGCCGUUAAGCGUCCUAAAGUCACAGCCUCGGCCAGAGAUGAAGAUAAUCAGCAAGGUUUGCUGGAUGCCUCUGCCUUGGUUUGA